AUGCGGGCCGGGAGACGGCCAGGGCUGAUGGAGAACGAGGAGGAGGGGGAGGACGAUGAGGACGACGAUUCGGAGACGGAGGAGGAGGAGGAGGACAGCGAUGAGUCGGACACGUGGUGCGCGUACUGCUGCGAGCCGCCUCGGCUGCAGAGCAUCUGCGCCUUCUUCUUCGCGCUUAUGAUCUUCUCCGCGCUGCUCGUCGCGCUCUUCAGCGCCGCCGGCUUAAUAAACCGGCGCAGGGGGGACGCGCGGACCGCGCCGUUGCAGCAGUUCCAGAAGCUCCGCCCGUUCGGUAUCGGCGUGCAGGGGCAGGCGCAGGCGGUUGGUGCGGAGCAGCGCGCGGCGGAGCUGGGGAAAGCGGAGGGCGCGGACGAGGCGGGGGCGCAGAGGGGAGAGGGGGAAGCAGGGAGAUCCGCGCAAGCGAGCGCGGUAAUGGAGUCGCAACAGCAGGAGCAAGCGGAGGAGCAGCAGGUGCUGAUGCAGGAACAGCAGCAGCACGCGCAGGCGCAAGGCGCAGCAGCGGGUGAAGAACAAGCUGAGCGCGCGGAGGAGGCGCAGGCGCAAGGCGGGGCGCAGGAGUUCCGCGUAGAGGGCCUGGGAGAAAUGAGGGGCGCGGAAGGCGCAGACGGAGAGACAGGCGCAGGCGCAGAAGUAGGCGCGCGGGGGAGUGCGCGCGUGAGCGUGGUGCCGUCGUCGCUUCCUGUCGUUGACGUGUUCUCGAAGCUCGACCCUACGACCGCUCGCACCGUCGCCAAGCUGUCGCCUGCGACCAUCACGUGCGACAAGGCCGUUCCGCUCGCUGCUGCGAACGCGCCUGGCGGGGGGCAGCACAGAGCGGCGCGGCUGCCCAACUGCGAACCUCCGCCCUCCGAUACGCCAUGGCUCUGCCCCUCCGCUUCCGCCGCCACCUCCGCCUCCUCCUCCGGCGCCGCCGCCGCUGCUGCUGCCGCCGCUUCCGCUGGUAACCACCAUGUCAGCGGCGAUUCCGGUGAUGGUGGUGCGCAGGGUGCAGCAGCAGGCGGAGUAGGUGCAGGUGUAGGCGGUGGUAGGGGCGAUGGUGCAAGCCGGCUCAUUCCAGGAGGGAAGGGGCCGUCUCCCGAGCACAGCAGGGCAGCGGAGCAAUCCGGGUGGCCGUACCUGUUGAUGCAGGGGCGGCCGGCAGGGCUGGUGGCGCAGGAGCAGGCGCUGAUGCGCGCCGUGUGGGUGGCUAAGGCUGUUGGCGCUGUGCUUGUGCUGCCACCGCUGGUGACGCGGGCAGCGACCGGUGCUGUGGAGCAGCAGGUGGAGCCACAGGAACAGGGGCAGGGGCAGCAGGGGCAGCAAGGACAGCAGGGGCAGGCGGGACAGGAGGGGCAGCAGCAGGGGAGGGAGCAGGGAGUGAAGGAGACGGGGAUGGAGAGGCUGUUCAGCACUCACUUCUUCAUCACUCAUAUGUACUGCUCCUCAGGAAUCUGGGUGGUGCCACAGCUUCCAGGGAGCGUCUGGGACCGGCUGCCUACAGGGGUGUCAGGAGAUGACGUGGACGCUUUGCUGGCGCUGCCAGGUGGCAUCGCACAGCGCAUCCCAAGUGGCAUCGUGGCUGCCAGUGGGGAUGCUGAGAGUGCAGCACUGGCGGAGUGGUUGCAAUCCAUGGGCCGCAAGACCAAGAAGGGCGAGGUGCGGCUGCUGGUGUACAACUCUUCAGACCCCAUCUCCUUCACCACCUCCCAGCAACCGCAGCAGCAGCAGCAGCAGCAGCAGCAGCAGGGAAGGGUGAGGAAGAACGCACUGGCAGCACUGCGAGUGGUACCGCCCAUAGCAUCCGUGACCACUCAGCUGCUGCACCUCCUGCGCAAGGCCUACCAGGCCCGCUUCUCUGACCUCUCCCGCUUCCACUUUGCCGCCCUGCACUUGACGCUCGAGGCCCCACAACCCGAUGCAGCAGGAGGGUCAGCAGGAGCUGCUCUUGCUGCUGCAAGCCUGCAGGCGGCUCGUGAGGCGCUCUUGACUCUCCUGGACCCGUCCAGAACGCUCCUCUAUGUGAUAAUUGCCCCCGUGCCACACCGCACUGCCAUUCUCCGGGAGCUCGCAGAGUCGUACCAGGUGGUAACCAGAGAUGACCUCAUCAGUGACGUCAGCAGCCGGUUUCCCGAGGGGGAGGUGCAGACGGCGUUAGAGCAGGGGGUUGCGAAGGAGGCUGCGGUGUUCAUGGGUUCGUCCACAGAUGCGUUCUCGAGGUUUGUGUUUGAGCUGCGGUGCUUCACGCGCCCGCUGCUGGGCCGGUCGCAAUGA
Messenger RNA from Closterium sp. Naga37s-1, 2271 nucleotides. The record is from the annotation of a GenBank genome assembly. NCBI's taxonomy places the organism in Eukaryota, Viridiplantae, Streptophyta, Zygnematophyceae, Desmidiales, Closteriaceae.